Molecule: messenger RNA, 4392 nt
Organism: Penicillium cinerascens
Lineage: Eukaryota; Fungi; Ascomycota; Eurotiomycetes; Eurotiales; Aspergillaceae
Product: DNA-directed DNA polymerase alpha catalytic subunit POL1
Exons: 4
Coding region: 1-4392 (1463 amino acids)
Biological process (GO): DNA replication; leading strand elongation; mitotic DNA replication initiation
Cellular component (GO): alpha DNA polymerase:primase complex
Molecular function (GO): DNA replication origin binding; chromatin binding; pyrimidine nucleotide binding
Source: RefSeq, a predicted model, not a curated record
AUGCCUUCUGCUCGUGACAGAUUGGCGGAGCUGAGGGCGCUUCGUGCCUCUGGCAAGAAACGUAUUUCCACUUACGAGAUCGAGGACCAGGGCGACAUUUACGACGAGGUGGACGACGACGGCUAUAAAAAAGUCAUCCGCAGUCGCUUGGAUGAAGACGACUUUGUUGUCGACGACAACGGUGCCGGCUAUGCUGACGACGGCCGUGAAGUAUGGAACGAACGCACGGAGGAAUACGACAGCGAAGACAGCGACGAACUGCCAGCCCGUGGCAAAGCAGCCAAGCGAAAGCGCGAAGAAGAGAAGCAACGGAAGGAGAAGAUCAACAAUGGCAUCUCCAAGUACUUCAAUGCCGGUCAAGCCACGACAAAUGCACCCAAGCCCAAGCCCGUUGCUACUGCUGAGGAUGAUGCCUUCAUGGCAGAUCUUCUCGGCGAGGUCGAUACAAACGUGGUAUCCAACAAAGUCCCUACCCCGAGCAUUGUUAAAUCCGAGGCCCGUCGCAAGGUCCGCGUCCUAUCCCCGCCCUUAUCAGAGAAACGUCGACAAAAGGCCCACGCAAGAGACGAAAACGAUGCCCCUAGCUCUCCGCCAGUAAAGGAGCAGCCCCUUCACUCCGACGACCUCGAUGAUGACCCGCUUCUCAUGGCCGACGACGACGACGUAGACAUGGGCGACCCCAUGCCUUCGUCCCCCAUCAGCAAAGCUGUCGAGCGCAAGAACGUAACAGUUCCGGUCAAGGCCGAAGAGCCGGAUGAAGAUGACAUUGACAUGAUGGACGUUGCGGAGGCUACUGUCUCUUCAAACAUCAAGACAGCCAGUGUCAACAUGACCGGCAGUCGGCCACCUCCCAAGCUCAAGAAGGAGGUCCUUCCCACACCCGCCAGCUCAUCACCCGCCAAAGCUGCGCCGGAGGUCAUGGAUCCUUCUUGGAAUGACGUGCGAAGCAAGCUGAACGUUCUCAACAGCCCUGCACCGGAGAUGCGCUCAUUCGGAAAGCUGGGUGCUCAGGAUGUUGUCGAGGAAGACGGCAGCCUACGCUUUUUCUGGCUGGACUAUACUGAGGUCAAUGGGGCUCUUUGUCUGUUUGGAAAGGUCAAGAAUAAGCAGAAUGGUUCCUACGUUAGUGCGUUCGUCAAGGUCGACAAUGUCCUGCGAAAGCUCUACUUCCUCCCUCGUGAGAACAGAGUCAAGCAUGGAAGAGAGACUGAAGAGGAGGUCGGUAUGGAAGAUGUCUACCAGGAAGUUGACGAGACGAUGUCGCGGAUGAAGGUCGGCAUGCACAAAAUCAAGCCUUGCACUCGAAAGUACGCAUUCGAGAUGCCCGGUGUUCCCAAAGACGCCGAAUACUUGAAACUUUUGUAUCCAUAUAACAAGCCCGCGCUUCCCAUGGAAAUCAAGGGAGAGACUUUUUCGCACGUCUUUGGCACCAACACUUCCCUCUUCGAACAAUUUGUUCUGUGGAAGAAUAUCAUGGGCCCUUGCUGGCUGAGGAUUGAUGAGGCUGAUUUUUCGGCGGUCAACAACGCCUCCUGGUGCAAGUUCGAGUGUCAGGCAUCCAAGCCAGCGCUCAUCACCUCCGUCCCAGACUCUGAGAACCUGGAGAUGCCGCCGUUGACCCUGAUGAGUUUGUCUUUCCGAACCCAGCUCAACGUGAAGGAGAAUAAACAGGAAAUCCUGUUGGCCAGUGCUCGGGUGUAUGAGAACAUCUCUUUGACAGACACAACUCCGCCCGAGAAGCUUCCUUGCAAGACUUUCACUGUGAUGCGCCCUUCUGGUACCUCAUACCCGAUGCAUUUCGAGGCAGAGACCCGAAAGCAGCGUGGUACCUUCAUGCUGGAGAAAAGCGAGCAGUUCCUGCUGAGCAAAUUCCUGGCCUUGUUUGAGAAGAUGGAUCCCGAUGUCAUCAUGGGUCACCAGCUACAAGAUGUUGACCUCAGUAUUCUCCUUAACCGCAUGCGAGAAAAGAAGACUCCUGGGUGGCACCGCAUUGGCCGACUCAGACGUGGCGAUUGGCCCAAGAACUUCAACAGGGGUGGUAGCUUCUUUGCCGAGAGGCAGCUUAUCGCCGGGCGACUGCUCUGUGAUACUGCUAAUGAUAUGGGCAAGUCUCUGAUGAUGAAAUGUCAAUCGUGGAGCUUGACCGAAAUGUGCCAACUAUAUCUUGGCGAGGGCAACAGUCGUCAAGAUCUGGAUGUUGAAGCGGCCCUGAAGACAUGGGCGUCCACGAAAGAGGGACUCAUGAACUUUGUCAACCAUGCUGACACCGACACUUACUUCAUUGCUGCCCUGGUGCUGCGUUUGCAAAUGCUGCCGCUCACCAAGGUGCUGACGAACAUUGCCGGUAAUUCUUGGGCGCGUACUCUGAGUGGUACCCGUGCCGAGCGUAACGAGUACAUUCUGCUGCACGAAUUCCACCGCAACAAAUACAUCUGCCCGGACAAGUACUCCUCGCGUCUGCAGAAGGCCGAGGAGAAGCUAAUGCAGGAUGGCGAUGACGAUGAGACCGUCGACAAGAAAAAGAAGGACAAGUACAAGGGUGGUCUUGUCUUCGAGCCCGAGAAGGGCCUCUAUGACCGCUUCGUUCUGGUCAUGGAUUUCAACAGUCUGUACCCUAGUAUCAUCCAGGAGUACAACAUUUGUUUCACAACAGUCGAUCGACAUUCUCAAGCAGAGAACGAGAACGAGGAGCAAGUGCCUGAGGUACCCUCAUCAGACUCGGAACAAGGCAUUCUUCCGCGACUCAUUGCCACUUUGGUCGGUCGUCGACGCGAGGUCAAGAAGCUGAUGAAGGAUAAGCGUGCCACGCCUGAGCAGCUUGCUCUGUGGGACACGAAGCAGCUUGCGUUCAAGCUCACUGCCAACUCCAUGUACGGAUGUUUGGGUUACACCCAGAGUCGAUUCUACGCUCGGCCUUUGGCCAUGCUUACCACCUUCAAGGGUCGUGAGAUUCUGAGAAGUACCAAGGAGCUGGCGGAAAGCAAUGAUCUGCGUGUUAUAUACGGUGAUACUGACUCCGUCAUGAUCAACACCAACAUGGAUACCAUCAGCGAUGCGCUCAAGGUCGGCGAAGAGUUCAAGAAGGCUGUCAACGAACGGUAUCGGUUGCUGGAGAUCGAUAUUGAUAAUGUCUUCCGCCGGCUUCUAUUGCAUGCCAAGAAGAAGUAUGCUGCUGUGAACCUUACCGAGGUCGACGGCAAGUACGUCGAGAAGCUGGAGGUCAAGGGUCUGGACAUGAAGCGCCGUGAAUACUGUGCUCUUUCCAAGGAAGCUUCGGCGAGACUUCUGAACGAAGUCCUGUCUGGGGAGGAUCAGGAGGUUGUUCUCAACAGGGUUCAUGACUACCUGCGAGAGCUCGCUGAGAAGAUGAAGGAGUUUACCAUUCCGGCUCAAAAAUAUGUUAUUUACACGAAACUUUCGAAACGACCUGAUGAAUACCCCAACAAAGAAAGCAUGCCUCCAGCACAGGUUGCCCUCCGAGAUAUCGCCCGUGGCAAGAACGUCCGACCGAACGAUGUCAUUUCGUAUAUUGUGACAAGUGGAGAUUCGGAGACAGCAUCUCUUCCUCCCGCCAAGCGAUCCUACAGCCCGCAAGACGUGCUGAAGUCGAAUUCGGGGCUGAAGCCUGAUGUUGAGUUCUAUCUGCUCAAGCAAAUCUUCCCUCCUAUCGAGCGUCUGUGUGCCCCGAUCCCUGGCACCGAUGCUGUCCGUCUUGCCGAGUGUCUUGGACUUGAUGUUCGCAAGUACCAAAUCAACACUUCCAGUGCAAGCAACCAGCAAAAUGCGGAGAUCUUCCCUCUGGAGUCCCAGAUCCCAGACUCCGUCCGCUUUGCCGAGGCUGCGCGGUUGACCCUGCGGUGCCGAUUCUGCAAGGAGCAGUCAGUCUUCGAGGGUCUGGUGGGAUCGUCACAAAUGUGUUCUGCAAGUGGCAUUGUCUGCCCGAAUCAGAAUUGUCAGAAGCCCUUCGCAGUCUUGACCAUCAUCGCCCAGCUGGAAAGCCAGAUCCGUGAACAGACCGCCCGUUACUACGAAGGGUGGCUUGUCUGUGAUGACUCGGCCUGUGGCAACCGCACCCGCCAGAUCAGCGUUUACGGACACCGCUGUCUAGGCCCGCGCGGCCGCGCCGAGGGCUGUCUGGGUCGGAUGUCGUACGAGUACACCGAGAAGCAGAUAUACAAUCAGCUUCUAUACUUUGCCGGCCUCUGGGACGUCGACAAGGCCAAGGCUGCCGCCACCAAGGAAGCCGGGGAGAAGAAAGAUAGCGUGGCAGCGCUGGCCGAGUUCAACCGGACACGCUUUGCCACUAUCAAGACGGUGGUGGACGGCUACCUGAAGAAGUGCGGUCGGCAAUGGGUCGAGAUGGACACUAUUUUCCGCUUCAUGUUACAAUAA